This is a messenger RNA of Helianthus annuus (common sunflower), 1401 nucleotides long. Its product is annotated as nuclear transcription factor Y subunit A-2. The coding region runs from base 199 to 1047 and encodes 282 amino acids. Lineage: Eukaryota; Viridiplantae; Streptophyta; Magnoliopsida; Asterales; Asteraceae. The transcript has 6 exons. Gene Ontology annotation, biological process: regulation of transcription by RNA polymerase II. The record is from RefSeq and is a predicted model, not a curated record. Gene Ontology annotation, molecular function: RNA polymerase II cis-regulatory region sequence-specific DNA binding; DNA-binding transcription factor activity, RNA polymerase II-specific. Gene Ontology annotation, cellular component: CCAAT-binding factor complex.
UUUGUGAUUGAUUGGUCACACCACUCUUAUAUUUACUCUUCAUCUCCUUCAUUCACCAGUCUCUUUCCCUGCAUCUUCUCUUUCUCUUUCUCUUGUUUCUCCCCCUUCAUAUUGUCUUUCAUUUACAGAUUCUUUCUCUCUCUCUCUUCAUACCAGGAUUUCAACAGGUUUUUUGCUGAUAAAAUCUCUAUUUUGACAAUGGGUUCUGAGUAUUUCAAAGAACAUGAUGAUGGGAUUGCUUCCAAUCCGGUGGGUUCACAGUCAUCCGGGUCGGGUCAUUGGUUGAGUGAACCGGGUUUUAAAGAAUCCAUGGGUGGAUUGAAGAAGAGUUCAUCAUUGGAAAUAUGUGGUGAGUCCAAGAGUUCAUCAAAUGGUCAAAAAACAGUACAAGUGCAAACUGCUUUCACUUUGCAGUCUGCUCCACAAGUGCUUGGAGGUCAUCUUGAGCUCGGGUUUGGUCAGCCCGCCGUGGUAUGUAGCGCGUAUCCUUAUGGGGAUCAAUAUUAUGGCAUGCUCUCUGCUUACGGACCUCAAACUGCGGGUCGGGUUAUGCUGCCUUUGAACUUAAGCACUGAUGAUGGACCUAUAUAUGUGAAUGCAAAGCAGUAUCAAGCUAUUAUUAGACGCAGACGAUCCCGUGCGAAGGCAGAAAUGGCCAAAAAGGCUACGAAAAGUCGCAAGCCAUAUCUGCACCUGUCACGCCAUCUCCAUGCAAAACGCAGGCCGAGAGGCUGCGGGGGCCGCUUCCUAAACACUAAAGAGACGACGGACAAGGGUAAAACUGGAAUUUUGGAUUCAAAACUGACGGAUCAUCCAACCGGUUCUCAGAGAUCCGAGGUUUUACAAUCUGAUCACGAAACAAACGGUGGUAGGUCCUACAUGUCGGGAUCAGAGGUGACAAGCAUGUUCUCCAUGGGAGACCUCAACCAUUUCCCUAUUGCGAAUCUUUCGGUUGCUUCCCUUUCGGACAUGAUGGUGUCUGGUAUGCAGAACAAAUGGGUUGCAGCGGGUGCCGGAAGCGGUAUCCGCUGCAACAUGACAACGUGAAGGUGUAUGGGGUCUGAUGUGUGUACACAUCAGGCCCCAUUUUUAGGUAGUCAAACACGACUGGGUCGGUCCCGCUGUUUGGCUAUGGCAAAUCAUCCUUGGCUUUUGUGUUAAGGUUUUCUCUAGCUUUAAUUCCCCUUUGAGAAUUGGUUAGAGAUGAUGAAAAACCUUGAUACAUAUGAUGUACAAUCAUUUCUUGUACAUGUGUUUGUUUUAUUUUAUAUUUAAGACUAAUAACAAUGUGUUGUUUGAAUAAACUAACCUUGAAACUCUGUUUUCAAGGUAUGUAUCAUGUGACCUUUGACUUCCAAACAUUUGGGAAAUGCAAGGUGUUCUGUUUUGAUGUCUUUUUAA